Molecule: messenger RNA, 1420 nt
Organism: Cydia fagiglandana
Lineage: Eukaryota; Metazoa; Arthropoda; Insecta; Lepidoptera; Tortricidae
Product: glutamine synthetase 1, mitochondrial-like
Exons: 1
Coding region: 132-1337 (401 amino acids)
Cellular component (GO): cytoplasm
Molecular function (GO): glutamine synthetase activity
Source: RefSeq, a predicted model, not a curated record
AAAGUAAAUAAUCUAGAAUUCAAAUAACAAAUGAUAGAAACUUCAAAUUCAAAAAUGAAUCCGGAGAAGACAGCAGCAUAAAUUGAAAAAACUGGAAAGUCAAAAUUGAUAAGUGUUAUUAACUCGUAAAAAUGAAUAUUUUCAGAAAAUUAUUAUUUAAUGACAAGUCCCGCGAUGUUGUGUCAUUAUGUAGAAGGAACUUAAUGGCCCAUAACAUAAACCACAUUAUGAACAAAAAAGUUAUGGACAGGUACAUGAGACUUCCUUGGCCUUGCAACAAGAUCCUCGCUACAUAUUGCUGGAUCGACGGAUCAGGUAUAAAUUUGAGAUGCAAGGAUAGAAUCCUUAGCUGCAUGCCAUACUCUGCAGACGCAGCUCCCGAUUGGGCCUUUGACGGCAGCUCCACUGGACAGGCGAGCACCGAGAAUUCUGAUACCAAGCUGUUGCCAGCAGCAGUCUGUAGAGAUCCGUUCAGAAUGGAGCCACACGUAUUAGUCUUGAGUGAAGUAUAUGUGGGUGACAACAAGCCAUCUCCAACUAACCAUAGAAAUUUCUGCAAUGCUUUAUGUGAAGCUCACAGAGAGCAAGACCCUUGGUUUGGACUGGAGCAAGAAUACGCCAUGUUGGACGUCGAUGGUUGGGGCUUGGGUUGGCCUAAAGGUGGUGGAUUCCCGGCUGUCAAGUACGAGUAUUCAUACUGCGGAAUUGGAGCGAAAUAUGUUUGCGGCAGAGACGUGUGUGAAGCGCAUACGCGUGCUUGCUUAUACGGCGGUCUAGAUUUUGAAGGCACUAAUGCCGAAGUCAUGUUUGCAAGUUGGGAAUUUCAAAUAGGCACUACAACAGGCAUAAAAGCACCUGACCAUAUAUGGUUAGCUCGAUAUAUAUUGGGUCGCGUAGCAGAAGAUUACGGUGUUCAAAUCACGUACCAUCCAAAGCCAAUGGGAAUGAAGCAUCCAGGAUGUGGAAUGCAUCACAAUUUCAGUACCAAGAAAAUGCGCACUGCGCCCGGGGGUUACAAAUUUAUUGAAGAAUGCAUUAAGAAACUAGAAAAGAAUCAUAAGAAACAUAUGGCACACUACCAAAUGAGUGAAGCAGCAAACAGAAUGAGGUUGUCGGGUCAGUUUGAAACUGCUCCAUUUGACGAAUUCCGCUGGGGUAUCGCUGAUCGAAAAUCUUCCAUCAGGCUUCAAAGACGAAUCAAAGAAAAAGACGCAGGUUUCAUGGAAGACAGGAGACCCUCAGCUGAUUGUGAUCCAUACAUGGUAUGUGGCUUACUUAUGGAUACAUGCUUGGGGUCAGCUGGUGGCGGCGGCGGCGGUGGGUGUCCCAAAAAGUAGGGUGUAAGUUAAGUUAUAUGCUUUCUCUAACCGUGAUUCGAGUUUGUUCCCAAUGUACAUAGAGUUAGAUCAACAUAAGUUGC